Messenger RNA from Schizosaccharomyces octosporus yFS286, 2304 nucleotides. Its product is annotated as 19S proteasome regulatory subunit. The transcript has 3 exons. Gene Ontology annotation, molecular function: proteasome binding; endopeptidase activator activity; ubiquitin binding. Lineage: Eukaryota; Fungi; Ascomycota; Schizosaccharomycetes; Schizosaccharomycetales; Schizosaccharomycetaceae. The record is from RefSeq and is a predicted model, not a curated record. Gene Ontology annotation, cellular component: proteasome regulatory particle, lid subcomplex; cytoplasm; nucleus. Bases 722 to 1909 code for a protein of 395 amino acids. Gene Ontology annotation, biological process: ubiquitin-dependent protein catabolic process.
CUCAACUCUGCUUCUUUUGUUUGUGGUUUGUUUAUGCUUCAGUAACGAAAGCCGACGGUACUAAAGUUUCAAAAGCUGGGAAGGUAAAAUAAAAUAAAAUAAAGGAAAGGAAAGAGUCAGUGCAUCUUGCUUGAUUGAUCGUCCAUUCCCUUCAAUUAAGGAGAUUUUUGCAGCCAUCCAUAUGAAGCCUUUGUUUGUAGGGUUGACGACUUUCAAGUGAAUAUAUCUGAAGCAAAAAAAGGUUGUGAAUAUAGUGUAAAUUUUUCUAAAAAUUGCUUCAAUGUGAAAUAUUCAAUAGUAAAAUUGACUGAUUGUCGUAUCCGACGAGUUUGAAAUUGGGUUGCUCGUUUGUCAUAGUGAGUCCAUGGUUCUAUUUUAUCAACUUGAUUCCAUUCCCUUUCUUCUUCAAUUUAAUACCAUCUUAACAUAUUGACGCCAGUUCUCAUAGCUGGAUAGUGUUCCUUUCAUGCUGCAACCUGUCCCUUUACACAUAGAACUAUGUAUCAACGCUCUGAUUAGAAGAAAUCAUAAAUAAUCUAAUUAAUCCAUAAAUUCAUGUAUUUAAUCAUUGAUAUUAAAUUUAAUUCAAGGAACGAGAUGUCCUGCUCUACACUCGUCUCACGCUGAAUGUUUUUGGAAUACCCAGAAGCCAAGCACCUACCAAACCUCAACAAAACAAACAUUGACUGACAAAAAAAAUAGUCUGAUAUCAAAGUAAAAAAUGGAGACAGUUUUUGGACGAGUUAGGAAUGAUCAAGCAGAGUCAAGAAAAUACGGGGUUAUCAGCAUGAAAGCUGGCAAGUUGAAUCGCAAGCCAGGUACUAAGCUCUUGCAAGCAGAUCAUCGAAAAGGUAUCCUUUACAUGCAGUUAGAAACAGAUGAAUUGCUUCAUUUUUACUGGAAAGAAAGAUUCAGAAAUUCAUCAGAUAUAGAAGAUGAUUUUAUUAUUUUUCCCGAUGAGGCCGAUUUUAUUAAGAUUGAUCAAUGCACUACUGGUCGUGUUUAUGCUUUGAGAUUUAAAUCAUCAUCUCAAAUUCAUUUUUAUUGGAUGCAAGAAUAUAGCGAUGAAAAAGAUGAAGAAACUGUUUCACUGGUAAAUCAGUUAAUCGCCGAUCCCUUCAACGUUACUAGAAGUAUUAAUGCUCGAAACAAUGCAUCCAGCCGUAGUCGAAGUAUGGACGAUACUUCAUCUGCUAGUCAAUUAUUGCAGUUGUUUGGAGCUGCUAGUCAAGAUUCCCUGCAGGAUUUUAAUUGGGAGGUAUUAUCCCCCACCGCUGAAGCACCUGGCUUUUUGCCGCGAUUUUCUCCAGUGAGUGAAUCUGCAAAUCAACUCCAACCUUCUAAUGACUCUGGUGUUGAAUUAAGAAGAGCUGGUCAACCCGACUUGGGCAUGGAGGAUCCUUCGGGACCUACAUUUGACGUGAAUGAAGAUUAUUCUCGUUCUCGAACCUUAGACAUGCUUGAAGAUUUAUCAAGAUCUAUAGAAAAUAGUACCACCCCUAUUGAACCCUUCCCAAUAGAUGACGAGAUGCAUCGGGUUAUUACACACCCACGAAUUUCUCAUAAACUCUUCCCUCAUGCUCCUCCAGAAUUGAUUCGGAAUUCCAGGAAAGAUGAAUUGACCCAAAACCCAGAUUUUUAUAAGCAUUUUUCUUCGUUAGAACGUGCAAUUGUAAAACCAGAGUUUGAACCUUUGCGUUCGUAUUUGCAAAUCUCAUCUGAUGAAGUUUCUGGUCCCAACGGUCUACAAAGACUUUUAAAAUCUAUUUACGAUCGUAUGGUGGCCGAAGGUGUGAUUGUUAUCACUCGUAUAACUCAUACCGAUGAAGAUGGAAAUAGCAUUGAUGAAAGUGAAGGUGGUGGUGAUCAUAGCCAAGACAGGGACUUGGAAAUGGAAGAAAGAUCUUAAUCAACAAUUUAUUAUAUGACGAUUCGCUUGUAACGUUUAUUUAUGUGCUGACGUGAUGAAUGUUCUAGGUUACUAGAUCGUCUGGCAUGCGGACACACGAUAUUAAAUUUGGUUCUGUUUUCUUACUGAGCUUUGAAAGCAUUAUUUUGUUACGAUGGUAAUGUAUUCUUGUAUAAUACACUUAGAGGUUUUAUGUAUGUCCUGUAUAUAGCGUAUACGUAUGCCUUUGGAUUCUUGAUGUUGCUAUUUUAGCAAAGGUGCCCUUUAUUCGUUACGCUUGUUUUUCGUUGCUGUUCCAAUUCCCUUUAUACUUUUCUAAGGAAACCGGACACAAGAAUAUUACGUCUAUUGACAAUUGUUCCAUAGGUUUUCAUAUAGCAAUGAAAACUUCUUUG